Leptinotarsa decemlineata (Colorado potato beetle) is the source of this 534-nucleotide messenger RNA. RefSeq names its product tigger transposable element-derived protein 6-like. NCBI's taxonomy places the organism in Eukaryota, Metazoa, Arthropoda, Insecta, Coleoptera, Chrysomelidae. The record is from RefSeq and is a predicted model, not a curated record.
AUGGAUAGGUACCAAUUCGAGCCAAAAGAUAUCUGGAAUAUGGACGAGACAGGGGUGAGCACUGUUCAAAAACCUAGCAAAAUUGUAGCUCAAAAAGGAAUUAAACAAGUGGGUGCAGUAACCUCAGCAGAGCGUGGAAGAGUAGUAACUGCUGCUGUUGCCAUCAAUGCUCAAGGAGGACAUAUCCCGCCUUUUUUCGUAUUCCCACUGAAACGAUUCCAAGACCACAUGAUAGGCGAGGGUCCUGUUGGUUGUGCUGGAGCUGGCAAUGCUAGUGGAUGGAUGCAGGAUGCAGAAAUUUUACUGUUUCUACAACAUUUCAAAAGACAAGUCAAACCCACAGUUGAUCAGAAAUGCUUGUUACUGCUCGACAACCAUGCGUCGCAUAUAUCAAUUAAUGCUCUAGAUUUUUGUAAAGGAAAUAGAAUAGUACUGCUAUCGUUUCCACCCCAUUGUACACAUAAACUUCAACCUUUGGAUAGAGCAGUAUUUGGGCCAUUUAAGAAAAUGAUAAGCACCGCUACAGACAACUAG